Molecule: messenger RNA, 786 nt
Organism: Paramecium tetraurelia
Lineage: Eukaryota; Ciliophora; Oligohymenophorea; Peniculida; Parameciidae
Exons: 4
Biological process (GO): regulation of DNA-templated transcription
Cellular component (GO): nucleus
Source: RefSeq, a predicted model, not a curated record
AUGGAUAACGAAGACUAGGUUAAAUAAACUAGUGUCAUUAAUUUUCACUAUAAUUAAGGUAUUAAAAAACUAUAAAUUACAAAAUCAUAUCCAAUUGAAAAAAGCGGUUUUAAAGCAAACAAAACCAGAAGCAAACCUCUAGUAUUGGAUUUAUUUCAUAGCAUAAAAUAGGGGUAGGACAAUAAACUUUAUGAUAUCUUGGAUGUUAAUCAAUAUAUGUCAUUGAAAGAUUAAUAAUAGUCUCAAAAUGUUCCCAAAUCAUUAAGAUGCAAAUGCAAUAAAUCUAUGUGUUUGAAAUAAUAUUGUGAUUGUUUUGCCAAUGGAAAUAUGUGCACCAAUCAAUGUUAGUGUUAAGGUUGUCACAAUAGCGAAGAAUAUAUGGAAGAAAGAGAAGAAGCCAUUAGUAAGCUGAAAAUACAAAAUACAUCUUUUGAAAAAGAAGCUCCAAUAGGAAUAAGUUGUAAAUGUAAAAAGUCUAAAUGCACAAAGAAAUAUUGUGAUUGUUACUAAAAUAAACAAAAAUGUAAUGAUAAUUGUUAAUGCAAUAAUUGUGAAAACUAAUUAGAAAAGGUUGAAUACAUAGAACAAAGAUUAAAUCCACAUUCACAAUCGUAAUUUGAUGAGAAUAGCAGAUAUCCCAAGUCUCCAAUUAUCUCCAGAGGAUAAUAUUUAUUUAGAAGAAAUGACAGCAUGAAUUAUUCAAAUUCUUUUGGUUAUUCAAGAAAAAUUUUAAUUCAAUAAGAAGGCCCAUAUUAUUUAAAGCAAGAUUCUUAAGGAUUUAAUUGA